CCAACCCAGGACCCUCACCCAGGACCCAGGCCCCCCAUCGCCAGCAGCAUGAACUCGACGCUGGAGGCGCAGCCGGGCGAGGAGCCCGAGGAGCUGCCGGCCACCGAGAAGGACCUGGCGGAGGACGCGCCGUGGAAGAAGAUCCAGCAGAACACGUUCACGCGCUGGUGCAACGAGCACCUCAAGUGCGUGCACAAGCGCAUCGGGGACCUGCAGCGGGACCUGAGCGACGGGCUGCGGCUCAUCGCGCUGCUCGAGGUGCUCAGCCAGAAGAAGAUGGGCCGCAAGUACCACCCGCGCCCCAACUUCCGACAGAUGAAGCUGGAGAACGUCUCGGUGGCCCUCGAGUUCCUGGAGCGGGAGCACAUCAAGCUGGUGUCCAUCGACAGCAAAGCGAUCGUGGACGGGAACCUGAAGCUGAUCCUGGGGCUGAUCUGGACGCUGAUCCUGCACUACUCCAUCUCCAUGCCCAUGUGGGAGGACGAGGAGGAGGAGGAGGCGCGGCGGCAGACGCCGAAGCAGCGGCUGCUGGGCUGGAUCCAGCACAAGGUCCCGCAGUUGCCCAUCACCAACUUCCACCGCGACUGGCAGGACGGGAAGGCGCUGGGGGCGCUGGUGGACAACUGCGCGCCCGGCCUGUGCCCGGACUGGGAGAGCUGGGACCCGAACCAGCCGGUGCAGAACGCGCGCGAGGCCAUGCAGCAGGCGGACGACUGGCUGGGGGUGCCCCAGGUGAUCGCCCCCGAGGAGAUCGUGGACCCCAACGUGGACGAGCACUCGGUCAUGACCUACCUGUCCCAGUUCCCCAAGGCCAAGCUCAAGCCGGGGGCGCCCCUGAGGCCGCGGCAGCCCCAGCCCGCGCGCGCCCGCGCCUACGGGCCCGGCAUCGAGCCGCAGGGGAACGUGGUGCUGCAGCCGGCGCGGUUCACGGUGGAGACCCUGGACGCCGGCGUGGGAGAGGUCCUGGUCUAUGUGGAGGACCCCGAAGGCCACACCGAGGAGGCUAAGGUGGUGCCCAACAAUGACAAGAAGAGGACGUACAGCGUCACCUACGUGCCCAAGGUGGCCGGGCUGCACAAGGUGACGGUGCUGUUCGCGGGGCAGAACAUCGACAGGAGCCCCUUCGGGGUGGGGGUGGCCAUGGCGCUGGGCGACGCGGGCAAGGUGACGGCGCGCGGGCCCGGCCUGGAGCCCACCGGCAACGUGGCCAACAAGCCGACAUACUUCGACAUCUACACCGCAGGUGGGUGCCGGCGGCGCCGAGCCCCUGGCCUCGUGGUGCCACGGCCAUGGCAUGGUCUGCUGGCUCUGGGACCAUGA
Messenger RNA from Strigops habroptila (Kakapo), 1320 nucleotides. RefSeq names its product filamin C (gene FLNC). NCBI's taxonomy places the organism in Eukaryota, Metazoa, Chordata, Aves, Psittaciformes, Psittacidae. The record is from RefSeq and is a predicted model, not a curated record. Gene Ontology annotation, biological process: actin cytoskeleton organization. The transcript has 8 exons. Gene Ontology annotation, molecular function: actin filament binding. Bases 49 to 1320 code for a protein of 423 amino acids.